This is a messenger RNA of Syngnathus acus (greater pipefish), 4967 nucleotides long. It is a transcript of the gene nrg2a, whose product is annotated as neuregulin 2a. The transcript is spliced from 11 exons. The coding region runs from base 569 to 2713 and encodes 714 amino acids. Lineage: Eukaryota; Metazoa; Chordata; Actinopteri; Syngnathiformes; Syngnathidae. Gene Ontology annotation, molecular function: signaling receptor binding. The record is from RefSeq and is a predicted model, not a curated record. Gene Ontology annotation, biological process: animal organ development; intracellular signal transduction; nervous system development.
UCUGUGGAGAACGGGGGGAGGCGGAGAGAGCCGCGGUGGAAGGCGGCGUGCAGGACCACAAUCAUGUUUUAAUCCUCGGAAUCAUACCUGUGCUUUUUCCCAUGCUUCUGAGACUCGAACGAGCAAAACUUGUGGGCCCACUGCAGCAUUUUGGCGUCUUUUCUUGCUUGAGAAUCCACGGCUCUACCCCCACCCCCCUUACUGCAAUAUUUGGGCAAAGAUAAGAGAGUCAAGGCUGCCAUGGCAGCAUAGGAGGGGGCAUCCUCAGCCAAUUUCUCGCUCCUCCUGUCUAUGAUGCCUUAUUGUUCCUAUACGAGCGGAUUUGGGAGUCAGCAUCAUUGUAUGUCGCACCGCCGCACGCCGACCCGUUGGAAUUAAGCGGGGAUCAAGCAGCGGAUCCCGAUGGCAUGGACACUUGUGCGAGGUCCGCCGCGCUGCCGAGCCACUGGAGCCCCCUCGCCGUCUCCUCCUCCUCAGCCAGCCCAGCACUGUCGCCAUCGCCCCGCAGCCCCGAGAGCCCCGCCGCCGCCGCACCGCCAGCAGCCACUCACGAGCCACAGCAGGCGGCAUGAGGCUUGAGUCGCUCGCACCUCUAUCCAUGCUGCUCAUCGGGGUCUCAUUCGCCUGCUACCCCCCGACUUCGGAUUCCCUGCAGGACCGGGCGUACAGGUCGGCCGUGGUGAUCGAGGGCAAGGUGCAGUCCACGCCGGGGAACGCCUCCGCCGAGCCUCCGCCGCAGCCCGGCGUGCACGUCCAAGUGUUGGACGUGUGGCCCCUCCACAGCGGGGGGCUGGAGCCUCAACAGCUCGUCACCGUGCUGGGGGAGUUCGGGUCGGAGGCUCCGUGCGCUGACGUGCAGAAGAACCACAAGUAUAUCUUUUUCAUGGAGCCCACGGAGGCGCCACUGGUCUACAAGGCUUCAUUCGCGCCCCUGGACACAAGCGGCAAGAGUCUCAAGAAGGAUGUUAGCAAGAUUUUGUGUGAGGACUGCGCUUCGGCUCCAAAGUUAAAACCAUUGAGGUAUCCAUCAAUAGUGGGCGAGGGAAGCAAGAUCACAGUCAAGUGUGAGGCCACGGGGAACCCUCUGCCGACCUACAAAUGGUUCAAAGAUGGCAACGAGCUGAAGAAAAGCAAAAAAAUUCGAAUAAAGAACAGCCAGAAAAACUCCAGACUCCAGAUCAGCAAAGCAAAACUGGAGGAUUCUGGGAAUUAUACUUGUGAGGCGGAGAACCUGCUGGGAAAGGACAAGUCCACUGGCACUAUAAACGUCCAAAGCAUAACCACAACGCGAUCUCCAGGCUCAGGCCACGGCAGAAGAUGCAACGAAACAGAGAAGUCCUUCUGUGUGAAUGGCGGCGACUGUUACGUCAUACAUGGUAUAAACCGGCUGUCCUGCACGUGUCCAAAUGACUUUACUGGUGAUCGGUGUCAAACCUACGUUAUGGCACGUUUCUACCAUCAUCUUGGGAUUGAAUUUAUGGAGGCAGAAGAACUCUACCAGAAGAGAGUCCUGACAAUCACGGGCAUUUGUGUGGCUCUGUUGGUGGUGGGCAUAGUUUGUGUGGUUGCCUACUGUAAAACCAAGAAACAAAGAAAGAAGAUGCACAAUCAUAUGAGACAGAACAUGUGUCCAGAACACCCCAAUCGGAACCUCGCUAAUGGACCCAAUCACCCAGGACCAGGACCAGAGGAAAUCCCCAUGGUAGAUUACAUAUCAAAGAACGUCCCAGCAACUGAAAGAGUCAUACGGCCUGCCACAGAAGGAUCCUUCCCCGCCAGCCACACCUCUUCCAAAUCUCACAAUUCUUCCACACGCGCCCAUUCAUCAACUCACAGACCCGAGGAACGGACGUGGAGCCUGGAACAUUCGGACAGUGUCCUCUCUGACUCACCGGGGAUGAUGUCAUCAUCAGUGGGGACCAGUAAAUGCAGCAGCCCCGCAUGCAUGGAGGCACGGGCCCGGCGGGCUGCACACUGCGCUUAUAAUGACCCGCAUCGGCCGGCCCUCCAAUAUGGGGACUCCUUUGACUCCCUGGGAGACUCUCCACAUAGCGACAGAUAUGUGUCAGCCCUAACGACACCAGCCCGCCUCUCGCCAGUGGAUUUCCAUUACUCAUUGCCCCCGCAGGUGCCUACCUUCCAGAUCACUUCGCCCAACGCCAGCCACGCCAUGUCCCUCCCUCCCGCUGUCCACAACCCGUACCCUCUGGAAGACAACCAGCCUCUGCUGCGCCGUUACCAAGUGCCCCUCCACGACGCCCAGUGCCAGGAGGCCUACCGGCAGCAGCGGCGCACCUAUCCCAACGACAGCAGGGGCAGCCUGCCCUCCAGCCCCUACCGGCUGGCGGACGACGAAGACUAUGAGACCACCCAGGAGUAUCUCUCCUCGAGGGAGCAACCAAAGAGAAGCGGGUCGGGCGCACCCGAUAGCCGGCGCUGGCGGAGAUCCAGACUGAACGGCCACGUGGCCCCGCGUGGAUACGAGGCCUCCCGGGACUACGGCUCCCGGAGCUGUCUAACGGGAAGCGAGUCGGAGGAGGACGGCGAAAGCACGCCAUUCCUAAGUAUGCAGAACAUGAACGCUGAGCCCUCUACCAUCUACAGGCCGGUGGACAGUCGGACUCCACAGUCGUCGGGGCGGCACAGUGGGCAUGGCAACAUGCAAACGAGACUUACGCACUCCCGCUCCAAACCGGACACGACACCCCAUUAGAGAGUGACCAUGAACCAACAAAAAAGUCAAUAUAGUAUAGACCUGCAUCUAUAAGAAAUAUUUUUAUUUUAUAUAACUGACAGAUAUUCUAAACAAAUGAAAUAUUUAUUUUCAUUUUAGCAAAAGUUGUCUACUAGUUAACAGCAAAGACUUUUUUAUAGGGAAAACUCUAUUUAUAUGUACAUUUUGAUUUACAGCAUAAAAAGAUGUGCCAGUUUUUUCACAACGUCAAAAAGAAAAAAAAAAUAGAGUAAUAUUGUGGUGCCUUUUGCUGUUUGCCGAUGCCAGAGGGCCAGUGGAGGUUUUUGUAGCCUUUCUUAUACGGACACCUCAUUUUUUAUACACAUUAAUCUUUUCAUUUCUUUUCUUUCUCUGGAUAAAAUUGAUUUCCAAGUCGCAUCCUUUGAGGAGUCGCACCCCACUGGAACGUCCUUCCAUAUCACGCAAUAUAAACCACUUUCAAGUGUAUGUUUACAUCACCUGUAGGUUUUUGUUUUUAUUUGGGAUCAAAUCGAAUGCCUGGUUCGUGAAUACCACGUAGAAUUUUUUGACAUCUGGUUUGUGUGUGUGUGCGUGUGUGUGUGCGUGUAGUGAGUGUGUGUGCGCAUGUCACCUUGCUUGCAUGUAUCGAUAGAUUUGGAAUGGUUGUUAGUGCGGCGGCAUCGACCCUGAGGGUUUGCCGGUGCGUAUCGGAACUACACAGAACCAUCGUUAUAUUACGACUAUGCCCCUCCCCUUCCCUGGCCCCGCCCCCUAGCACCACUGAGUAGGCGCAGGUGAAGCUGCGGUAGGUUAUGCAGGUUAUGCAGGUCAUUGCUUGAUGUGUUUACAGAUAUUCUUUACACCCCUCGCCCAGUCUGUCCCAUUAGCCCCCCCCCCCCUCACCCCCACCCACCUUUUUCUGCAGGCUCCCCUCAUUUUAGCCUUUUACGAGCCUCACAAAUACUGAGCCGCUUGGCACAGGGUGACCCCUGCCAUCAGAGGUGGUGGGUAAAACAAAAAGAUUGCAUCUGUUUUCACUCAACUCUUACCCCCCCCCCCCCCCCCCCCCUUCCUUAAAAUCCCAUACUUCAUCAUCCUUCUGUGUCCAUUCUGGUUUUUGUGGUCUCUGUUAGAGGCCACACAGUGUCUCAGGAUUUCCACACACACACUCCCCUUCCACGCCAUCAUGCACUCGUAUCCUAAACAUCAAGUCAAGUAAGAGGAAAACAAAACAAGUGGAAUAGCUGUGAAAGGGAUCAUACAAUGCAAAAAUAUGCAAACUUUCUAUUUUGCUGUUUGAUGACAUCAUUUUCUAAGAGGUGACCGUGCGAUGUGUGCGUGAUGCCUGUAGUGUAGAAUGAAACAUGAUAUCCAGUCAAUGCAUAUUUAACAGUUGUUUUUUUUUGUAAAAAAAAAAAAAAAGCCAUCUAGCGAGUUUCUUGUGCGCAUACUUAUUUUAUCACUCAAUUUAGAGCGCUUCACUUUUACAUGCACAUUUCCAGUAAGGUCAAGUAGCAUUCAAAUAGUGUCUCCGAUAGUACUGUGCACCUACCGCUUUGUCUUAUUGACAGAUUUAGUCAUAUCAAAGUCAGCCUGAUGCAAGGAAAUACAUUCAAGGCCCCAGAAAAAUUCUGAAAUGUUUUGUCAUUGUUGGAAUGUUGCUAUUUAGCAUUCAAAAGAGAUGCGUACAAUUGAUCUGCACUUCGAAUGGAUAGUAAGUGGUAAUUGCACAGUGGUCUCUUUUUUUAUUAUUGGGAAUGAUCUUUGGUCACAUGUCACUUGCAGGUAAUUUCAAUUUUCCUGCCUCCUCUAACGUAAAUUCUGUGAUUCCCCUCACUUUGGCAAAACUCACCAUGUUGAGGUCCUACCUGGCAUGCCCUGCUCCAGUCUCCUCUCUUUUCAUUUUAAGACCCACUUCCACCUGACCUCGCACCGUCCCCCCCCCUCGCCCCCAGGCUUGAAACUCUUUUCCUCUGCAUGUCCUUGUGGUCAAGGUUAGAUGGGUGCAUGGUUUUAAAAAAAGGAGAAAAAAGAAAAGCAGCGGACAAAUCUAUUCCAGUCAGUGAAAGUGUAUUUCAUUUAACAUUCAGCAAUAAAAAUACAGACCCCAACCCUUGACCCCCCCCCCCCCUCUCACCCCCACCCCUACAUAUGUCAUUCCUGGAAUAUGCUAGAAAUAAAAGAAACAAUGCGAGAUUGUCAUAGAUUGUAAAAUAAAAUGAAAAAUGAUUCCACCUGUUCAUAUGAGGAAAAUAAAUCUUUAUUCAUAUCA